AUGAGCUGUCCAAGCUGCCCAAGCUGCCCAAGCUGUCCAAGCUGCCCAAGCUGCCCAAGCUGUCCAAGCUGUCCAAGCUGUCCAAGCUGUCCAAGCUGCCCAGGCUGUCCAAGCUGUCCAAGCUGCACAAGCUGCCCAGGUUGUGCAGGUUGCCCAAGCUGCCCAAGCUGCCCAAGCUGCCCAAGCUGUCCAAGUUGUCCAAGCUGUGCAGGUUGUCCGCAGGGCUGCCCAUGUUCGGGCUGCUCAGGCUGCCGCGGCUGCCCUGGCUGCCCGGGCUGCCCUGGCUGCUCGGGAAGCUGUACAGGUGGCUGCUCAGGCGGCUGCUCAGGUGGCUGCUCAGGUGGCUGCUCAGGUAGCUGCCAAGGCGGUUGCGGGAUGAUUCCGGGCAUGAGGCCUGGUAUGAUGCCUGGGAUGCAAGGUGGCAUGAUGUCAGGAUGCAACCCAAUGAUGAUGAUGAUGAUGGCAAAUAUGAUGCAGAUGGCCCAAAAGCAGAUGGGAGGAGGCCAGCAGAGAGCUGCACCAAUGGCUAUGAUCGGAGGGAUGCAGCAAGAGCCGAGUGGUGGCUCCUCUGCACCCAAGAAGGAGCCACCAGCAGCAGAUCGAGACGAUGAAGAAAUCGACCCUGACAUUAGAGAACUGGGAGAUUACUUUAACAUCGAGGAACGCUGGAUCAAGCGAUUGAAUGAGACGAUGGUCAAACGUCGGGAGACGAAGCAGCAGGACCUCGAAAAGCUCUACGAGGUACUGGAACGUGCUCGCAGUCCGACCGGCUUACUGACCGUGCAGACGAUUGGGAAAAUGGAGUGCGGUCAGUUUGUCGGCAAGAUCAAGCCUGACAAGGACGUCGAGCGGUUGGCGCGCAAGUUCAAGCUUGAUGACCACGUAACUUCACGCCUUACCGAGCUCAAAGUUUGUCGAAGGAAUAGUGGUCAGGAGGAGCGUGGCCUGAAGGAUCUGGAGCGACUUGAGCAGCAUCUCCGAUACUGCAAGCGCCCAAAUGCAAUGGCAACACUUCUGGCUGGCAAGCUGUUGGAAGGUGAAAUUGAUGAGCUGCCAGAUUUGUCGGAAGCUGAAAAGAUAAUGGAGAAGUACAAGCUGGACGAGGAUGCCCGAUCCAAGCUUCGUGAGAUAGUUGAGAAGCGAGCGAACGAUCAGGAUGAGGUCCUUGCAACCGUCAAGAAGCACCUGGACACAUCGACUUUUGCAUCCUCUAUGCUUUGCAAGAUAGCCAGGACCCUGAUUGACGGUGAGAAGCUUGCUGAUCCACCAGAGAGGCAGCAUAAAGGCAAGGGCAAGGAAGGAGAGGACGGAGGUAAAGGCGGUGGCCGUGAUGGACAUGAUAGAGAAAGGGAUCGUCGUGACAGAGACAGGGAUCGAGACCGGCGCGAUAGAAGCAGAGACCGCAGCCGCGAUCGACGUGACCGAAGUCGGAGUCGUGAACGAGCCAGAGAAAAGUGA
Molecule: messenger RNA, 1458 nt
Organism: Effrenium voratum
Lineage: Eukaryota; Dinophyceae; Suessiales; Symbiodiniaceae
Source: the annotation of a GenBank genome assembly